This is a messenger RNA of Aspergillus nomiae NRRL 13137, 2853 nucleotides long. RefSeq lists its product as uncharacterized. The transcript is spliced from 10 exons. Bases 1 to 2853 code for a protein of 950 amino acids. Gene Ontology annotation, molecular function: DNA binding; dioxygenase activity; zinc ion binding. Gene Ontology annotation, biological process: DNA-templated transcription. The record is from RefSeq and is a predicted model, not a curated record. NCBI's taxonomy places the organism in Eukaryota, Fungi, Ascomycota, Eurotiomycetes, Eurotiales, Aspergillaceae.
AUGGCGCACGGAAGCGAGAAAGGAAAGAAUGGCGACUCAGCAGAGAGCCUGCUCAGGGACCUCGAAGGAAGCAAGACACUACCCCUGUGGACCCAAAUGACCCGCCUGAACCCUCCAAGUCCAAACCCAGUGGCUGUUCCAUUCCUAUGGAAAUACCAGGCCAUCAGACCAAACCUCCUGCGCGCAGGGAACCUGAUCACGGAAAAGCAGGCGGAACGACGGGUGCUCAUGCUGAUCAACCCAACCAGAGAUGCCCCUUAUACGACAGACACUCUGUAUGCGGGACUGCAACUGGUGAUGCCGAACGAGAUAGCUCCAGCGCACCGACACACGGCGUUUGCAAUGCGUUUUAUUAUCGAAGGCACGGGCGGGUUUACUGCAGUGCACGGCCGGCGUAUUCAGAUGCAACGGGGCGAUGUGAUCCUGACUCCCACCUGGAACUACCAUGACCAUGGCAAGGACGGCUCUGGGCCCAUGAUUUGGUUGGAUGGACUAGAUCUUCCGAAUUUCCGCCACUUCCCAGUCCACUUUGUCGAGCAUUUCAGUGAGUCACGCUACCCUGCGGAGGAUGUAGAUAGCAAUAUGUCCCCGAUAGUCUUCCCCUGGGAGGUGAUGAAGGCAGCAUUGGACGCUGCCUCGGGCGAUUGGGUUUCAAAACGGUACCUACGGUCAGGGGAUCGAGAAGUAAGCCGAGUACUGGGCGGCUGUGCGGAGAGGCUGAAUGCAGGCUGUACUUCACCUCUGCGGCGUGAGACGACAUCCGCGGUUUACCACGUUGUUACAGGUAAUGGCUACUCUAUCAUCGGGGAAGAGAAAUUUGAAUGGCAGAAGGGGGACACUUUCUGUGUGCCCUCGUGGUACAGAUACCAGCAUUUUGCUGGAACAGUCGAGACUACCUACCUGUACCGCUUUGACGAUAAGCCUAUGAUUGAAGCGCUGGGAUUCUAUCGCUCGGAGGACAUGGAUGUGGAAGGCCUUGAUGGGCUUAGUGGGUUGUCUUCUCGUGUAGAUCAGUGCUGCAAUCCGACACGAGUCCCAGACAAACCUGUCAACAAUGUACAGCAAGACCUUCCUCUACCAGACCUCGCCGGUACGGAAGACUCGGUGGAUGCUAUGGGUGCCAUAACCCUAGCCGAGGAAGAAGAUUCCGGAUACUUUGGGCCCUCAUCCAAUGUUGCAUUUACACGCCAUCUGUGUAGAUCCAUUGGACAACCUGGGGCAUCCCAGGCAAGCUCUACAGGGCUGCCAUUAGACACAACAGCCUAUGAUGGCGGCUUCGUGAGUGCUUCUCGCCCCCCAUCGCCGCCAGGGCAGCCUGAUGGUGUGGGAUUCGACAGAAGCUCGAAGAAUAUCUUCACACUACCGGCCACCUCCGAGACAAAGAAACUAAUCACUCAGUAUUUCACUGACACGGGGCUUCUUUUCCCAUACAUACACCCCGAAACCUUCCUCGAGACAUACGACGCCAUGCUACACGACAACACAAAAGUGCGCAGGACAUGGCUCGGUCUUUUGAACAUGGUCCUAGCGAUGGCUAUGAUUACGACUACUCCGGGUGGUUCACCCGCAAAUGUGAGAAUAGCCGAGUCUGAUAUCUUCUACCAGCGGAGUCUGAGUCUAUGCGGGAAAGAGAUAUUGCGUGGGACGACUCUAGAAGUUGUUCAGUAUCUUCUUCUUAUGGGUCAAUAUCUGCAAGGAACUCAAAAAUCGGUCCAGGCAUGGACGGUGCAUGGCCUCGCGGUAAAAGCGGCCCUUCAACUGGGGCUGCACUCCAAAGAUGCUUCCCGUGCUUUCCCCCGUCUAGAGCAGGAGACGAGGCUGCGUACUUGGUUUGGCUGCGUCGUGCUUGACAGGACGUUGAGCAUGACUUUCGGCCGCCCAGCUGCUAUUCCCAACAGCUACGUUAAGCUUGAACUGCCAGGUAGCGAUGUCAUGUUUGAUUCAUCCACGGUUGUGGACGCAAAGACAUCCUCCCUGAGCUUAGUGCUAUAUAACUCAACUAUAACCCUGUACAAUCAGAUCUGUAAGGCCAUCGAUUUACUGUAUGGCCAAAACCUAGGAUGUGAUCCCCCAUUACCGAUUGGCGAGGCUGUUGCACAUGUUUUCUCCCUAGAGCAGGAGCUGUUCUCGUGGGAAAGGCAGCUUCCCGACGCCAUGCGGUUGAUCAAUAGUGACGGAGUAGAAGAAGCGCACCAGGUAGCCGCCUCGGACUACGACUUUGCUGCUCUGAGAUUUCGUAUUAUCCUAACACUACGAUACGCAAACUACCGCCUGCUUCUACACCGACCGAUCCUCGUACGCUUUCUCGACGCAUGCGGCGGAUCGCAGUCCGACCCUCAGCAAUUACAGCUUCUUCACCAGCUAGGUCUGAGCAGUAUGCAGAUUUGCGCUGAUUCGACCAUGCAGAUCAUUGAUCUUGUAUACGACAUUGUUCAUCGCUCGGACAAGCUGCCCAAUCUACUGGGGGCGUGGUGGUUCUCACUCUAUUAUACCUUCAACGCUGCACUAGUUAUUCUUGGCAUUCUAAUAGUCUGUCGCGAAGGGAGCAUGUCAGGCCAGCUAGCGAGUGGAGUCGUAGAUAAAAUUAGGAAGUACCCCUUCCAUGCAGUCGCAGCCUUACUUAAACUAGAUACUGGCAACCGCAUGGUAGACCGCUGUAGACUUUAUCUGGAAAGACUCAUAAGCAGUUCGGGCCUCUACGGCAUCGAUGAACUCAGUUCGGGCGUCGUGGUUGUACCAUCUAUGAGAUUCGCAAUCCCUUCGACCGCAGACGUUGAUAUCUCUCCCCUAGGGAUGGAAUUUGGAGAAUUCAUGGUGGAUGGCGACAUUUUCACGUCGUUUACCACGGGCUGA